Messenger RNA from Seriola dumerili (greater amberjack), 1803 nucleotides. It is a transcript of the gene lrrc75a, whose product is annotated as leucine rich repeat containing 75A. The transcript has 5 exons. Lineage: Eukaryota; Metazoa; Chordata; Actinopteri; Carangiformes; Carangidae. The record is from RefSeq and is a predicted model, not a curated record. The coding region runs from base 1 to 1368 and encodes 455 amino acids.
AUGGGGGCCAAGCAGACCAAAGGCCAGGAGCCCGGAGGAGCCAGCCCUCAGCACAGCUGGAAGAGGACGCCCACCAAGGAGCGGGGAGACAUCUUGGCGUCCCUCAUGCUUAAGUCAGGGGACCGGCUGAGCCGUGGAGGGACGCCGCCGCCGCCUUACCAGCGGCGCAUCGGCAUGAUCCAGGAGAUGAUGCUGAUGGCCAAGCAGGGCAAACAGGACGAGGCCACAGAGAUGCUGAAGACACUCCGACAGGACCUGGGCAUGGAGUCAACGUCCCUGGAUGACGUGUUGUACCGCUACGCCAGCUUCAGGAACCUGGUUGACCCCAUCACACAUGACCUAAUUAUCAGCCUGGCUCGAUACGUCCACUGCCCGAAGACGGAGGGCGACUCUCUCGGGGCGAUGGAGAAGGUUUGUCGUCAGCUGACCUAUCACCUCAGCCCCCACUCCCGGUGGAGGAGACAGGGCCUGCUGAAGAGGAAGCCCCAGGCCUGCCUGAAGGCGGUGCUGUCGGCCCCUCCAUCGAGCGGGGCGUUGGACCUGUCCGGUAUCCCUCUGGCGGCUCGGGACAUGGAGCGCCUGUGCGCACACCUGCAGCGCCACGCGUCCAUGGUGAUGAGCUUGGAACUGGGCUUCACCGAGCUGACGGACGAGGCGUUCCUCCUGCUCCUGCCCACGCUGGCCGCCCUGCCGCACCUGGAGACGCUGGCGCUGAACGGAAACAGGCUGACCAGAGCUGUCCUGAAGGAGCUGACUGAUGCUCUGAAGGAUCCCGGCAGUUUCCCCAGCGUGACGUGGAUUGACCUGGGCAACAACGUGGACAUCUUCUCCCUGCCGCAGCCCUUCCUGGUCAGCCUGAGGAAGCGCUGCCCCAAGCAGGGCAACCUGCCCACCAUCCUGGAGUUCGGAGAGAGUCAGGCCAGCGACCCCCCGGAGAGGCUGAGGGGGCUCGGGGAAGAGGAGGAGGAGACGGACGACACGAACCGGACUGAGAGCAUGGACGAGCUCCGGUCCGAGGUGGAGGAGGAGCUGGACGGGGAGAUGGAGAUAGAGGAGAUGAUGGAGGAGCUGCUGGACUUCGACAGGGAGGUGCAGGGAAAGGAGGACGAGGAGGAGAGCAUGUGGACGGUGGAGGAGCAGAGGAAAGUGGGGAGGGGACGGGGGAGGAGAGAGGGGGAGAAGGAGGCGAAGAGGAGAGAGCAGCUUCCGGGGGGGAGGAAGGCAGUGAUGGCGGAGGAUGACGACGACACGCAGAGCCACUCCUCCCGCCUGUCCUACUCCAGCCAGUCGCAGCACUCCUCCGGAGCCGUCGAGCCAAUGAGAGUGGAGGAGGAUGAGCUGACCGACCAAUCGGACCACUUGACCUGAUUGCCGCUCCCUGCUCCACUCUGCUUCUGUUUCCCCUCCUGUAUCGAGUCUUGUGUGGAAGGACGCGGGAGAAGACUCCUGCGGAGGCGAACUGAGCGCGCUCAAAGUCAAACAGGCUGCAGUGACGGAGGGAUGUAAUCCAUAUGAACACGCCACUCGAUGCUCCCUCCGCUGAUCUGAUUUGUGACCAGCCGCGUUCAGACACUGGCAGAGCUGAGACCAGGUGACUCCUGGUGACUGUAACAUGAGAAGACAAUCCCCAACAGGACGUCUGUUUUAUCCCAACUGUCUGUUGUUUCAAGUACGAAUAGACUGAGGACGCUAACAUGUAGAAUAGACUGAUUAAUUAUAUCACAUGAAGCUUUUAUGUACAGAAUGUUAAUCUUUAUUCAGGUCCUUCCUCCUGGUAACCCCGGUAAUACCCACAUGUGCCUG